Molecule: messenger RNA, 1890 nt
Organism: Penicillium bovifimosum
Lineage: Eukaryota; Fungi; Ascomycota; Eurotiomycetes; Eurotiales; Aspergillaceae
Exons: 3
Coding region: 1-1890 (629 amino acids)
Biological process (GO): potassium ion transmembrane transport
Cellular component (GO): plasma membrane
Molecular function (GO): potassium ion transmembrane transporter activity
Source: RefSeq, a predicted model, not a curated record
AUGUUGUGCUCCGGAGACCGUGAGAAGGGAGAUGUGGCCAUGGAGGAGAAAUGGGACUACGUGAAUUUGGAUGACUUCAAGUCCGAAUCGUGCUGGACUCCGUUCUCGUACUUCUUUGUAUGGGUGUUUCUAUUCGUCUCACUCGCCGUUUACGGAGUUGACACAUUCACUGCCGUCAACUUGCUCGCUUUCUCCCGAUGGUCUGGUAGAGUCGAACCCGCUAUUCCGUUCAAUAUCUCCCGAUGGAUCUUCGCCGCCUGCAUCAUUGCUUCCUUCGUGCUUUUGGCAUACCGAUGGAUACACGCCAUCCGCGCUAUACGCUCGGGAAGCAUUACUCGCAGCUUUCUGGACCCGCUUGCUGUGCGCAUUCAGAGUAUCCGCUUCGGCAAGAAGGGUCGUGGAUACAGAAGAUUCGUUGUUUUCGCCGAGUUGACCAAGGAUAGAAAAGCAGCGGAAUACGUUGCGCUUUAUGCAUAUUUCUCCUUCCAAUUCUGGAUGAACACGAUCUUCGCAGAUGGCCCGCGCCAAGUUAUCAAUGCAAUCACUCUCUAUUCGGUCAUGCAGAUGGACCUCAUUCCUGGAGGGAAAAAUGCCGCCCACGAUGAUGGGACUUCUGCGGUCGGUCAAUUCUUUAAUAACGUCAAGAUCCUGGCCGAGGACAACAAUUUGCAGGCGGUGGUCUUAUUCGGCAUGCUUUUCACCCUCGUCAUUUGGGUCCUAUUUGUCCUGAAGUUGAUCUCGGCCAUCGUGCUGUAUCUGAUCUUCCUCUUUCACCAUAUUCCGGCUGAAGAUGGUACUCUUUCAAGGUACUGCCGUCGCAAGGUUGGUCAGCGUCUUAAGCGCAUUGUGCACCGCAAAAACAACAAAGCCCUGGCAAAGGGACUCAAAUUACAGAGUCGAACACCCACCCAACCAACCCUGGGCGACUUUGAUUCCAAACCAACUCUGCCGUCUAUCGCCGGGGACAAAGUCCCUGCGGUGUCUACCUUGUCACGGAGUACUACUCAAACGACCUUGCCACCUUACUCGCGAUCAGCUUCGUCAACAGCGCCAGGACACAAUCCGACAUUGCCAAACCUGGAAUUCGAUGGCAAGCCACCGUUGAGCCGGACUGCCACUGCAUCUUCGGCAAUGUCCGAAUCUGCCUCGCUGACAGGCAAUGCGGCCGGAAUGGGGUACAGCCCACUUGAUCGUCAGAAUCCGACGCUUCCUCCGGUACCUCCCUUGCCGGCCGGCGUUACGUCAAGGAUGGGCCCUCAGCCCCGCACAACUCCUGGACCAUACGGCAAUGAUGGUCGGAACGGUCCGGCACCUGGAUACAGGAAUUUGACUGAUAGUAGCUCGGAAUCUCGCCCUUAUCCGGGCUACACCCCAGCGCCCGAAUACGCUUCAGCCGACAUGGGCGAUGGUUCUGAGGAUCAUGAUUAUUUCAACCAAGACCAUUCGCCCGCUCACUAUGACCCCUACGGUCCCCCGAGGGCUAUGUACGGCGGUCAGGCAGGUUAUGGCAACCCCAGUGGUCAGAGAGGCCCGUCUCACACACAGCAAGACUAUUAUGUCCCAGAUCCAUAUUCCACAAGAUCCUACACGCCGGCUAGCACACCCGGUCUCUCUACACGGUCACACACCCCGGCAAGCUACCGACCUCCUCCGCCACAAUCAGCCGCAAUGGCACAGCCUCCGUCCAGAUCACUCGCCCCAAUGAGCUCGGCUACACCAGCUCCUGGAAAUAGCGCCUAUGCAGCGUUCAACUCAUCAAUGCCUUCUCAACCACCCCAACCUUUCACUCAAAUCCCACCUAACUUCCGAUCGAAUACCGCUUCGCCUUCCGCUAUGCACCGCGCUCCACCAGGGCACUCAUUCAAUCGAGCAAACACACACCAAUACUGA